Molecule: messenger RNA, 1882 nt
Organism: Cajanus cajan (pigeon pea)
Lineage: Eukaryota; Viridiplantae; Streptophyta; Magnoliopsida; Fabales; Fabaceae
Gene: FMN/FHY
Product: riboflavin kinase/FMN hydrolase
Biological process (GO): FMN biosynthetic process; riboflavin biosynthetic process
Molecular function (GO): riboflavin kinase activity
Source: RefSeq, a predicted model, not a curated record
CCCACUCUCACUUCAAUUCAAUCACACUUUAACGCCCCACCCACUCCACACACCUCUUUUUAUUUCGAUUCCACUCUGUUCCAACCAAAACAGAGGCCUUUUUCUUCACAAACAGUUACUUUCCUCAACUGGGCCGCUGUUUCUUCCACUCAUGUCAUUGACUUUGGAUCCCAAAGUCAGCCACAAACCCCAGUAACCAAAGGAGGGUCAAUUUUAGAAUCAUGGUUCGUACCUCACACACCCCAAGAAAAAAAAUCUGAUUUUUCCAUCAUGGAGGCGUUCUUUUCUGAUUAGAUUAGAAAUUAGAAAAGAGUUUGCAGCAUUCCUCCUCUACCAAAUUUUAUUAGUUGCAAGCCGACGACCCAACCUAUUGUGCUAGUGUUUGGUUACAUCAUUGUCCAACAUGGUUCACGUCAAAAAUAAAAAAUAAAAGCAAAAAGGAACCCGGUCUUGUCAUUAUUAUCGAUACAACUUCCACCAUGCUCUUCACUGCUCUCUGGAGAACUCCAAAGCUCCUCUCGCUCUAAACCGCAAACUGCACUUCCUGCGACCUUGUUCGAUUGUCUCAACUUAAUUUCAUUCACAAAAUGUCGGUCUCAAACAAGUUGAUUAGAGGCGUUAUCCUUGACUUGGACGGCACGUUGGUCAACACAGAUGGCAUCGUAGGCAACGUUUUGAAGCUUUUGUUAGGUAAGUACGAAAAGGAAUGGGACGGAAGAGAAGCUCAGAAAAUCAUAGGGACGACGCCGUUUGAAGCUGCUGCUGCGAUUGUGCAAGAUUAUGGACUUCCCUGCUCCACGCUAGAAUUUCUCUCUCAAAUUUCGCCACUUUUCUCUGACCAGUGGUGCAACAUUAAAGAACUUCCUGGUGCUAAUCGGUUGAUUAAACAUUUGAAGUGUCAUGGAGUUCCAAUGGCCUUGGCAUCAAACUCUCCAAGGGAAAGCAUUGAAGCCAAAAUUUCCUAUCAUGAUGGAUGGAAGAAUUCUUUCUCUGUUAUAAUUGGUGGAGAUGAAGUAAGAACAGCAAAACCGUCCCCUGAAAUAUUCCUUGAAGCUGCUAGGAGGUUAAGCGUGGAGCCUUCCAGUUGUCUUGUCAUUGAAGACUCUUUACCUGGGGUUACUGCAGGUAAGACUGCUGAAAUGGAAGUAGUUGCUGUACCAUCAGUUCCAAAACAGUCACAUCUCUAUACUGCAGCAGAUGAGGUUAUCAAUUCCCUACUUGAUUUGCAACUCGAAAAGUGGGGUCUGCCUCCAUUUGAAGAUUGGGUGGAGGGAACUUUGCCCUUAGAUCCUUGGUAUAUUGGUGGUCCUGUUGUCAAGGGAUUUGGUCGUGGCUCGAAGGUACUUGGGAUCCCUACAGCCAAUUUAUCAACAAAGGGCUAUUCAGAUCUCCUUUCAGAGCAUCCUUCAGGAGUUUAUUUUGGUUGGGCUGGAUUAUCAGGAAGAGGUGUUUUUAAAAUGGUGAUGAGCAUUGGUUGGAAUCCAUAUUUCAACAACAAAGAAAAGACUAUAGAACCCUGGCUACUUCAUGACUUUAAAGAGGAUUUCUACGGGGAAGAACUGCGACUAGUUAUAGUUGGUUACAUACGUCCUGAGGUCAAUUUUCCUUCCCUUGAAAGCUUGAUAGCUAAAAUUCAUGAAGAUCGCAGAGUUGCUGAGAGGGCUCUUGAUCUUCCCUUGUAUUCAAGUUUUAAGAAUGAUUCGUAUUUGUCUAUUUGAGAAGCAGCUCUUGUACAAUUAUUUUGAUCCCAAUGUUUCUUGUCGAAGAAACCCCUGUUGUUAAUUGUUGUUAAACACAUAAUCCAGAUAUUCAACUCAAAAGCAGUUUGCAUAUUAUAUCCAAUGAUUCAUAAUCAUCACAAUGCAAUGCGAUUUGGAACAUC